AAUUCGGAGGAGAUAAGUAAAUUGGCUUUGGUAUUGGCAGUGGCUUGUCAGGCAGUUUGAGUCGUGUUGUGCCAGGAAAUUUGUAGUGUCGUGUACCGUCCGCGGUUUGAGCACUCGUGCAAUAUUUUUGAUUGAUCGAUUGCACAACAUUUCAUAAAUUAAAGGGGUAGAAAGAAGGGAGCCUGUUGAACUGAAAAAUUGUAACAUUGUAACAGAAACAAGAGUUCUUAUAAUUCUAAGCUUUUUACCACACAAGUCUUAGCUCUUCGAGCUGCGUCUUCAUAGACUAGACCGUUCGCUCGGCGAAAGAUCCAAGCCGUUUCCAAGCUUGGACCGACCCAAGGUUUUGAACACUUGCAUCCGUCUUUAGCGUUGUGUCUGGAUAAAUGAGAAACAAUCAGACCUUUUUUAAUUUCUGUGUAUGCCCCUAGUGAUUUCGCGAGUCAGCUCCUCGUGUUGUAAAAACAGACGAAUGGAUUAUACGCGCUCCGCGUCAGUAAAAAUUAUCUCAGAAAACAUACAGUUCCAUAACUUAGACGGCGAACAUCGUAGUUUUUACCGAGAGGUUAACAUCAUCCAGGUGCAUGGGUCAUGCCGACCGAUGAUAGAGUGAUGUGAUGAAUAGCUGUGGUAACGCAAACGCUAGCACCAAGCUACGUGGAUCAAAGUUGUCUGAAGGACGUGAAGAUCAGCCGGGUAAUUCCCAGGCAAAUAACGAGGAAAAAGGCGACGGUGAUAUUGACGGUGAAGGGGACGGAGAAGCAGACGGUGAGGGUGAUAUUGACGGAGACGGUGAUACUUCACCUGGUUAUAAUAUUGGCGAUUCACUCAACCAGCGCCAAGCUGUUCUCAUCUGCCAGAGAAGUUCCACAGGGUAUUCCACCGAGCGUGCUGUUGCAAGAUUUAAAACCAGAGCCGGAGGUGGACCACGAAAUGAAUAUCGAAUGGCUCGUGGCGGAAGUACAGGUGAGCGAGGAGGGAGGGGGAGUUCGAGAGGUAGAGCUUUCAAGAAGACCUCGGAACGGGAGUCAACCUCCGAGACUGGGUACCACGCCACACCCAGAUCCAAGUUUCAAGAACCGCUGAAGAACCAAGAGAAUUCCCCCAACAAAUACUAUGACGAUAAACGAGUGAACGAGGAUUCAAGAAUUUCUAAACUGCUCCGACGAUUAUGCCGAGAAGACGACUAUGAUAAUUUUCUGGGACUUUGCAAGCAGCUGCGUGACGUAAUGGUGGCUCCGGAGAAUCAACGAUACGUGCGCCGAAGUAUGGAUCUGAUCUGUGAGAGCCUACUAGACACUUUACACUCUGGUCCUGGUCCGGAAGCAAAACAGCAAGCGGCCAAAUGUCUUGGUCGUGUUGGAUACGUUGUUGAUCAGGAUUUUAAACGGUACAUGGAAUGGGUAUUCAACAAAUAUUCACUGGAAAGAAAUGAUGAUGUGAAAUGCCUACUGAUAAAGUCGUUUGUCGAAACUUUUGAAAUGGACGCCAGAUCACCCAAGCUGAAAGAAUUUUCUGUACCAAUGAUGUCUGAACUGCAAUCUACUCUGGAAAAUGUAGACAGACCUGACCUUCUCACUGCUACAGUGGAUGCCAUUCUUUUAUUAACUGACACAUAUCCUGAAACAUUUUCCAACCACUUCCGUGACACCGUUGAUAUUCUGGUUGGCUGGCAUAUAGACUCUACUCAACAGAAGCCUGUGAUCGCUUAUGCCAGUCGUAGUUUGCAGAAGUUACGAAACUUUUGGAUAGGAGAUCUUGAUUUCAGUCUGACUUUGUUGGGACAAUUUUUAGAGGAUAUGGAAAGUUAUGAUGAAGAAUUGGCUCUCCCAGAGUCAGGGACAAGCUCCCCCGGUGGUGAAAUAUCUCCAAGUCCCCGAGAAUGUAUACUGAGAAUAACUUCCCUAAUAUCUGUAUUUAAUACCGUAACUAAAAGCAUAUCGGAUCACCUCAGCCCGAGUUUGACACCGAGCGUUCAGUGGUCAUUUUUAACGGAUUCUCUUUCAAAGAUGCUCAAAACGGUUGUUAAAGCUGUCGAACUGGACGACGGGAACGAGGCUUGGGUUAACAACUUGGGCCUCACUCGUGAAAAUACAGAAAAUCUGACAAGAUCCAUGAGGAGUAUGAACCUUUCCCAGAAGAACAUCGAAAUUCUUUUAAGAAAUCUUGGAAGAGAUGACGUGAACGAGGAGAGCCUAAUUAAGAUGAUCAAGUCGUUGAAUGUUGGCAGGAGAAAUGACCGAAAGAAUUCUAAAAUCAGUUCAGAAAAGGAGAUGCUAUCCAGCGAAAAAGAACAAUCGUUGAUAAAUCUUUUCAAGUCAAUGGAUUUGAAGGGAAAAAGGGGCCAGGAUCUAUCAGCGGAGAAAGAAGAGUUAAUUGUUAUUGCCAAUGAGUGCGCGUACCUUCUCCUCGGUUAUCUCCAGAGUCGCGUCACAAAGAAUCACAAUCUUCUCUAUAAAUUCAUAGACCUCCAACUUGAAAGAGUGAAUAUAUUUUGGGAUGAGACGAUCGUGUCAAUGCUCAAUAUGAUAGGUAAAGUGAUUAAAGAGGUCUCCGCUAAUCUUCCGCUGGAAUUGGUUCAUAAACUUCUCGGUCAAACAUCAGUUUUACUUGAGUUGAGAUUCAGGAACUCGGUAUCCAUACAAAAUGCAAGUCUUGGCGUUUAUCGCAGUCUUCUAAGCCUAAAAAAUAUACCACUGCUACAGGAAGCCUACAGAUAUAUAUUGGCUGACCUUGAAACUGCUUACAAACUGAUAGUCAGUAACAUCAAUGAAUUGGUAUCGGAUAACCCGUUAUUCAAUGUGAAAUACAAAAGGGGAGAUGCUGAGCUAGUCGUGAUAUUUUUACUUCGAGCUCUCUCUGAUAUUGCAAAUGCAAGUAAUUCUAUAAUUGGUAUGUGGGCUUUAAAACCUAGCAUUUUGGAACUAUUGGCUGUUAAACUGCGUCCGUAUGAUGCCUCAUUAGCCCUGGAGAGUCCGCUACUCCAGUAUACCGUACUUUAUUUGCUUUACGCCCAUUGUUCAAGAUACAACCACUUCGUCCAAAGUUCUGUAUUGAUAUCAGGGACAAACGCGUCCCGCCCCAAGGAUAUGUUUCCGGGAACAUUAGACGUACCGACUACGUCGCCGACAAGUGGCCACCUUUCCAUCAUUCUAGACCUUAUCGCAAAAACCUUCCAGAGCAAGACAUCGGACAAGGUUCUUCUUCUGUUGGCUAAUUGGACUCAAGAAAUAUUUAUUCAGGCCGAAAAUUACAUCGGAAUAUUGAACAAGACAGCAGAAUGUUACAAUAUUGUAACGAGCCUCGUUAGCUGUGGCUACACAACAAAUCAUGACAUUUGUUUGGCAGUCGGCAACAAUUUCGAGGUACUGAUGAGCGUGAAAAAUAUAUUUUGGCCGGAGAAAAUUCACUUGGAUAUUAUAGACUUAGCCAUAUUACAUCUCACGUCUUGCAAUCAAGACGUCCAUCGCAAAUAUGCUCGACUUCUGAUGAACCUUCCGCUAGACAUUGUCAUCCCAAGAUUGAAUAGAGCGUGUCUGGUCUCUGAGACAAAGAAGUCACAGGACAUCAAAAGCUACGCAAUGGAAUCCCUUGUAUUAUCUCAAAGACUACACAUGAGAGGUAAUAACAAUGGUGAGAUGCAAGCGCAGCACUUCCGAACUUUCAUGGCCUUCCUAUUGCAAGAAUAUUAUUUGGACAACGCGGCACUGUCUGAAGUGUUUACGUUGUGUUGGCCUACCGUGCAUGAGAGCCAGACGAUAGAAAAAAUCUAUGAAAUGGCAUUGGCAAAUCGAAGUUUCCUGCUGUUUUGGGGUGGGUUUGAGGCUGCACAGCAUUGCGUGGCUAACAAACUUCGUACACCACUCGGAAAGCCUCAAGAAACUUUCACAACCAUUGAGGGUGCAUUGAAGACGUUGGCACGAGAAAUAUCUUACAACACUGAAAUUGUGUCGAAAGAUAAACGUGGGCUAGACCAUUCCCUGCAUGAGCACACACGUGUGAGAUUGCUGAUUGAAUUUCUGGAACAUUUGGAAAGAGUUAUUCAUAAUGCCAGUGAAGGUUGCGCGAUGGCAUUACUCCCGCUAUCAAAACCCGUGCGAACGUUUUUUCAUACCAACAAAUCUACGUGUCGUGAGUGGUUGAAUCGGAUAAGAUUAGCUUUGUGCGUUGUUUCUCUUCACGCUGGAAUGGCUGCAAACGUACUGCGGAACGGGCAAAGGCUGAUGGAAGAUUUGGCAAACUCUGAUAACACCCAAGGCGCAGAGUUCGAGAGAGCUGCCUUGUGCACCGCUCAAGCAAUGGUGAAACUGGGCGAGGCGGAAGCUCUCCAAGGAUUGUACGUUUACACCAAGGAAAAGGAUAAAAAGUUCAUUUGGCUCAAAGCUGCAACCGACCAAGCCGCAGGGCGAUACGAAACUGCAAUCGAUAGUUACAAGCAAAUAUUGGAGGAACAGAGCUGUUGGUCUAUUGACUCUGACGAUCAAGAAUCUGUGAGCGCUGCAACCAAGACUGAAGGUGAAGUUCAAGUAGCUGCGUUUUGUAUGCAACAGCUUACAAAAUGCUAUCGUGCAGUGAGUGAUUGGAACCAACUAGAAGCAUGGAAAAUUAAAGAAAGUGAGAUACUGAAACACUCGUUCAAUAACGUCCUAGCCAAGCAAAUAUUUGAAACUGUCGUCCCCCAGCAAGCAAGGUGCUUGCAAAAAUUUGAAGAGGGAGAAAAAAUUUCGGUCGAAGAAUUAUCGAACUGGGCAUUGUUAGAUAAAGAGGCUAAGACAAACUGGAGCUGCACCAAAACUAUCAUAGAAUGUUCUAACACACUGACUAAUGUUGCAAUCAGACUUCGAAACGAUGCUUUUGAGGAUUAUCAUAACGAGGAUAUUGAGAAUUGCCGAAAAGUCGCUGAGAAAACAGCAAGCGAAAGUCUUCGUAGUUUACCAGCAGAGUAUCUAAGCGAUUCACUUUUGGUUCAGUACUCGGCUGCCGGUCUCACUGAUCUUAUAGCUGGCAGAAAUGUAAAUGCAUUCGAGUUCUAUCGGGCUGAUAAAAUAAACUAUCUCGAUUCCAACAUCCUUACACAAGUGCUGUGGUGGUCAGAUUAUUUUGCAAAGGCAGGUCAUACUCGCUGCACAGAAUUGGCUAGUUUGCGUUUGAACGUCGUGAGGAAUGCGAGAAAAGAGGGCAACUUCAACCUAGCCAAACGAGAAAUCCUGAGAUAUUUUAAAGAAGGUAUUGAAUAUGUCGACGUCAAGCCCACCCUCGACUUCACGUUCGAUGACCUCGCUGGAAGCAUAUUGAAUGGUCAUAUUCGCGUAAAUUGGACUAAAAAUAAUGUGAGAGCGUUCAAAGAAGUAUCAAAAUUAUUGUUCGCAAUGGAGAGUGGCGAUAAUGCCGUUAAAAUAUGCAGUGCAACCGCCUUAGGUAUAUCACAGGGAAUAGUCAAUGGUGAACAAUGCGCUGUGUUACGCGAAAUGGGGACCAAGCUACUUUUGACAUUGGGUAAAUGGAUACAGCAAGAUGACACCAAAAUUAUAAACAACUCGCAGCUUGAGGAAUUACUAACAUUUGAGGCAGUACAUAAUGAUGGUUUGAUGGAUAAUCUUUUUGGGGAAACAGCAGACGUAAUUCCCACCUCUGACAUGAUAGUUGGAAAGUUAGCCCAGCUUGGCGUUAAUCAAUGCCCCGAUCUUCCCAAAGCUUGGUGCAAGUUCGCAGCGUGGUGCUAUAAAUGGGGUCGUAAAAUCGUCGACAAUUCUAACUCUGGGCAGCUCACAGACUCGGACAGAGCUAACAUACGUUCCCUCCUACCAAUCGGUACCAGCGAUACUGACGUCAAUAUGAUAUUCUCAAUACUGAGUCAAAAUAAAACCAUCCCCGAGGAUGAGGGAGACAUAGACACGAGUGACGUUAACACGUCGGAGAUGAUUGAGAACCAGUUAAGAAAUGUUACCAUGUUGAACAACGCUAGCACCGAACGCCUCAGCAUGUUGGUUGACAUUUGGAGGCAGGCACAGAAACGAUUUUACUCGUACUAUGAGCUAUCGGCGAAUGCUUACUUCAAGUAUCUGGAAUUAGCAAGUUGCGGUGAGGCUAAUGAAUGCUCCAUGAUCACCGCCACACUGAGAAUCCUUCGCCUUGUUGUAAAACACGCACUUGAACUUCAAGGUGUCCUAGAAUCUGGUCUGUCCAGUACGCCUGCUUGUCCUUGGAAGGAGAUAAUUCCUCAGUUGUUUUCCCGCCUCAGUCACCCAGAAUCCUACGUUCGUACACGUGUUGCUGAGCUGCUGUGCCGAGUUGCUGAGCAUUCGCCGCAUCUGAUAACAUUCCCUGCGGUAGUGGGCGGCGUAGCAGGUGACAGAUACGAAGCAACGUCAUCAACUACCGCACCACUGUUGCCGACCGACGUUGAGACUGGCACUAUAAAUGCUGCGACCUCUUCACCCAUAGAAUUGGACUUUACAGAAGAUGAACGUUACGGCGUCAAUGACGACAGUCAAAAUAUUUCAAAUUCUUUUUUCAUGCCCAUGGUCGAUUGCCUGUCGAAAAAAAUUCCGGAUACCGUGAACCAGGUUCAAGUUCUUGUGAAAGAACUUCGAAGAAUAACUUUGCUCUGGGAUGAAUUAUGGCUGGCGACGCUGGUCCAACAUCAUGCAGAAAUUACCAGAGGAUUCGUCCAGCUGGAAUUGGAGAUACGUAAAGUUCGUGACAACGUAUCAUUAUCACCUGAUGAGAAGGAGCAACUAAUCGCGGAAAAACAUCGCAUUAUAUUAAACCCGAUUGUAUACAUUUUGGAAAAUCUACUGGCGAUUACCUCUGUUACUCCUGAAACACCGCAUGAAAAAUAUUUCCAAGAUAAAUUUGGAGCACAGAUCGAAGAGGUAAUGAAGAAGCUCACGGAUCCAAAAUCUCCCGGUAAACCACAGGAAGCAAGCGCAGCUCUGAAGCAAUUGCAGGCAAAGUUUACGCAAAAGGCUCAUAAGCGAGGUGCGUACUCGUUGAAAAUGGCAGACAUAAGUCCAGUUCUGGCAAACCUUAAGGAUACUGGUAUCGCAAUGCCUGGGUUAGCAUCCGGAGACAAUAGAAUCGUCACUAUCAAAUCAGUGGAUAACAAUGUCCAGAUACUCCCGACAAAAACAAAACCUAAAAAACUUGUAUUCCAUGGAUCAGAUGGCCACGUUUAUACUUACCUAUUCAAGGGUCUUGAGGAUCUACAUCUUGAUGAGCGAAUUAUGCAAUUCUUGGGUAUCGCAAACACCAUGAUGUCCAAGAACAAUGAUACCAGAAGGAUUUACCGUGCUCGUCAUUAUUCCGUAAUACCCUUGGGACCCAGGUCAGGACUGAUACAGUGGGUUGAUGGCGUGACACCACUUUUUGCCUUGUAUAAACGGUGGCAGCAAAGAGAUAGCGUUAUAACUGGUAAAGGAGCUGCGGGUGGUGUACUGAGACCCUCUGAAUUAUUCUACAACAAAUUAGCUCCGCUACUGAAAGAGAGAGGUGUUGCACUGGACAACAGAAAAGAAUGGCCACUUCCAGUGCUGAAACAAGUCCUGGCAGAACUAAUGGCAGAAACACCUAAGGAUCUUUUAGCAAAAGAAAUAUGGUGCAACAGCAUAAAUCCUGGCAGCUGGUGGCAGGCGACAAAAAAUUAUUCCUACUCCGUUGCAGUGAUGUCGAUAAUUGGAUAUAUAAUUGGACUGGGUGAUCGUCACUUGGACAAUGUCCUGGUAGACCUUAACACCGGAGAAGUAGUUCACAUUGAUUACAACGUAUGCUUUGAGAAGGGAAAGACCUUGAGAGUGCCUGAGAAGGUGCCAUUCAGGAUGACGCCAAACAUCAAAACUGCCCUUGGAGUAACUGGAGUUGAGGGUAUAUUCAGACUAGCUUGCGAACACACACUGAGAGUUAUGCGGCGAGGACGUGAGACUUUAUUGACUCUUUUGGAAGCCUUUGUCUACGAUCCACUUGUCGAUUGGAGAGCUGGCGCAGAGACAAGCAUUGCCAGUUAUGGAGCUUGUCAAGCAAGGGCCAGGUCUACCGGAAUAGGAAGAAAGCAACUGGAAAGAGAAAUGACCAGAGCAAUGUUCGCUGUCAGAACUGCAGAAAUGCGUGCAGAAUGGCUGGCAAAUAGAGACGAACUUGCGGCUGUGUUUCCCCUGCUACGAAGACAUCUUACUCACUGGAUCGAAGCAACCGAGGCUCUUCGUCAGUGCCAAGAUAUGUUGCAAGACCGGCAUCAGGAGUUGGCACUGGUCAAGGAGGCGCAGGCAAUGGGACGUAGCCAUGCUCUCUAUUCAGUCGUCAAAAGAUACGGAGCAUUUAAACGAGCCAGAGAUGCCAGGGACAGAGCCAAGGCUGCUCUACUUGAGAAAAUUGAAGAAUGCGAGAAACAUAUCAGCAUGCAUAACAUCGCUUUGACGGCAGUACGUGGCCCACAACUCGGACAGUGGCUGGCAGAGAUAGAAGUUGCCACUGCUCCAGAGGAUCAUCUUGUUUUUGACUUGGUUAAGGAAUUUCUACAAAAUGCUGGCCAAAGCCAGAUGAUAAUGCACUGCGAACAAUCAGAAAGCGAACUAGCUCAGCUCGCUACCCAACAAUCAUUACUGAUACGCAACUGUCUCGAUCUUCUGAGUCAAUAUUCAGCUAUCUGCAGCCUGUACCCCAUGAGUAUGAUGGCGCGCCAUAGAUCGGUCGCCUAUCACGCUUGGUCCAAAAAUUUGUUGGCUACUCGAACAGUCGAGGCUUGCCACGAGGCCAUGUCGCAGUUUGAAGCAAGUUUCUCACCGAUAACUGCAAAUAAUCCACAGGUUCAGCACAUCGUAACGUACUCGUAUCAGCUGCAAUCGGUUGUGAGCGAAUCUAACGAGCGAUUCAAGAAAGCAUGCGAACGAAUGGCGGCCGAGGAACUUCCGGAUGUGCUUGGUAUUAUAGAAAAAGCUUAUGCCGAUGCAAAAUCACACAUUGGCAGCUUUCUGAGGCGAGAAAAAGGCGCUGAUAAAGCCCUCGAGUGCGUUAAUAUUACGGCAUUAUGCGCGUUAAACAAGAGAUACCUGAUGAUGGAAGGAGCAGCCAAAUGUGCAGGUGAUUGUUUAGUGGAUCUGACCUCACGAGAGGGUGAUUGGUUCUUGGAUGAGAUGUGUCUCAUGUCCUCCCUAGUAGCUGAGCUUGCAACGUUUGUUCCCAAUACUCACAAAUCGAACAACGACGCAAAGAUUCCUUUAGUUUUGAAAUGCCUGAAAAGCGCUGAUUCCAUAUAUCGAGGUCUACAAGAAUUAAACUACAACUUUCACACUAUAAUAUUACCUGAAGCAAUGAAAACUAUUAUUACCGAGGAGCCAACUGUGAUGGGAAUGGUCACCGAGAUAGAAGAUAUAGUAGUCUCCUGUGGUCUUCCACCAUCUGAGAUACUUGCUCAACUGGAAAUGCACCUCCGAUUCACAGUCAUGGAAAUGGAAAGUCCACACGCCGGUAUUCAGGAACUUGUUUCAAGGAUAAGGCUCAGAUUUGAUACACUCUUAUCUCGCCCAGCCGAAGUUCGUGAUCCAGAUCAAGAUGAAAGCUUGACACCAGGUCAGAUGCUACUCAUGGGUUUCAACGGUUUAUUCGAGAAACUACAGAUGGAGGGAAACGCUCUCGUCGCCGCACUAGGUGCGCUAAACGUCCCGACAAGCUGGAGAAAAAUCGAUCAGAUAAGGGAGGCCAAGGAGAUGGCUUCUCCGAUAUUCAAUGAAGCGGCACGGCAAGUUAUAGAGGAUAUAUUCCUGAUAAAACGGUUACAGACUAUCUGCGAAUUUUUCGCAAUGUGCCGCGAAACCGGCGCCGCAUUUAAGGGUGGAUUCGCGAGUUCGUACGACGACCAAAGGCUCAAUAAACCGGUGAGGAUGUUCACAGCGGAUUACGUUUCCCGACAGCUACUAGGUGUCACCACCCAAACUUUGGCCAUCGCCUUGUGUUAUCUCCUGCAACGUAUGGGGCUGAAUGUGACCACCGAAAUUGAACAACGGGAUAUCGGUGCCGAAAGUAAGGUCUCUCUGGAAGAAUUGUGUCGUAAAAUUGUCGAUCUCUGUCUAAAGAGAGGAUUCUUCACCGGGUCCGUACUGGCGCAGGCAAGUGCUGCUAGCAGUGCUCUUGAGAGUUCCUGGCGCAGAAAACAGAGCGUUAGAUUGGCCCGGCAGGAAGUGGAUGUCGCACGUGCCACGGUACAAAGAAUUCAACUGCACCUCACCGCUCAUCAUUGGCUCCACGAAGACAGCCUGCUGUUGGGAUCAGGCGCAAACCCCAUCGGACCUUUGAAUCGUCCUAUCUUCAUGUUGGUUAUGCGAAAAACUGCUGCUGCAUUGACGGCCCUGCAGUCUCGAGUUUGCGAGGCACGGGAGCAACAACAAAGUCUCGUUUCGAGCGCAGGGCAACGGCUCAAGUGGGCAGCCGGAGCGAAUCCAGCUUUGGGUGAAGUUAUGGCGGCGUUUGAUAACGCUGUCGCGACGUCAUGGGAUAAGCUAACACACCAGCACAACCUGGCAGCGGUUGUGGUUAACACCUGCAACUCUAUACUUCACUACGAAGCAUUGAGAACGAGAACAUCCGAAAGCGUUUCGAACGACACGAGUUUUGUAUCGUUGGUUAAAAACUGGGAGAAGAGCUGUGAGUUGACUGCCAAUCUGACGACUGGUGUCACCCCGAUGGAAGAAAGUUUGGUAGAACUGUUACAGCUAGACGGUAACGUCGACGCUAACUGGCUGAGACAGGCGGAAAAAUUGAUAGCUGACGUCAUAGUUGAGACCCAGAAGAAGUUGCAAGAAAAAGAAGAUUCGCUUCUCAGUGCACGUGAUUCACUAAGGGAUCAGGUCACCCGUUUGCAGAGUGUUAUCCCCGAACACCAUAGAUUGAUGAUGGACGUAAGGUGUUUAUUAAAAACGAUGGCGAAGCAGGAGAACAUCCCUGGCUUACGUGACUAUUUGAUAAGCUAUCGAUCCUUCACCGAGAGAAUUUCCACAACAGUCAAGGAGUUGGAGUCCGACGGAUUGACUCCGCCUGGUGCAGUCGCUGCAAGAGAUGAGCUUGAAUUGCUGGAGUCUGAAACUCCUGCUUUGUACGAUGAACUGCUCAACUUUGCUAACCCGGCUAAACGCACCGACAAAGAAUUGCCAUGUAACAACAAAAGGUCUAGAUUGGUACGUCAAGACAGUAUAUGCCUCAGUCCUAGAAAAGGAGUUCCGUUGGUCAGGGAUCCGACAACAGGAAAAGCCGUGCAAGAGAGAAAUGCAUACGCACUGAACGUGUGGCGUAGGGUCCGCAUGAAACUUGAAGGACGAGAUCCGAACCCAUCCCGGAGGUAUACACCAGCCGAGCAGGUUGAGUACGUAAUCAGGGAGGCCCAGAGCUCGGAGAACCUGGCCUUACUAUACGAGGGAUGGACACCGUGGGUCUGAGAUUCACAAGAGCCGGCGCGUACGCGCCGCUGGUUCUAUUCUCGACUCGCGCGGUAUCACGUCAUGCUGUACCUUCCCAAAAACAAAUAGGUAUAAAGUUGCCUACUGACCCGGUGGCUAGAGCCAACCGCAGGCAACUUCUCUUACGAAUACGGGAACAUCGUCCAGCGUAUUAGCACGGUUACAGGUUGAACCGUGCUUGUGACAUCGAAUUAUCUCGCGAGCUGAUUAAAAAACACGCCCUCGAGUGCGGAUUUUACAAUUGUCUAAACAAUAAAAAACAAACAAACAAGCAAAAACCAUUCUAACAUACAAAAAACACAUUCACACGGUAGACAACUUCUCAGUGUGCAAAAUUAAUAAAAUCAAACCUUACACACCGAGUAAAAUUCAUUCCGAUGAAUUCAUCCGUGUCAAUCAUCGUAUGUUAUUCGAGGGCAUGCAGCCUAUCUAACUUUCUCUUAACUCUUCAUUUUCUUUCUCUCCUGUUUAGUAUUAUUAAUUUUCAUAAUAAACAUUUUUUUCGGCAAACAAACAAGAAAAAAAAAAACUCAAAAUAGUAGGAAAGACAAAAAAAAAAAAAAAAAACUUAAAACGAGUAAAUAAAAAAUGCAGUCAAUUUAAAAAAUUAAAUUGAAAGCGCGACUACUUCGGGUAUCAAUAAACAUUUUCUUCUAUCUUUCACGUCAAUUUAUAUGGAUGAGCGAAUAUUACUGUCGGAAUCUGAUCAAAUUUAUCAAUAAAUAUGAAUAUCAUGUGAA
This is a messenger RNA of Athalia rosae (coleseed sawfly), 12184 nucleotides long. It is a transcript of the gene nonC, whose product is annotated as serine/threonine-protein kinase SMG1. Gene Ontology annotation, biological process: nuclear-transcribed mRNA catabolic process, nonsense-mediated decay; phosphorylation; TOR signaling. Bases 618 to 11423 code for a protein of 3601 amino acids. Gene Ontology annotation, cellular component: nucleus; TORC2 complex; TORC1 complex. The record is from RefSeq and is a predicted model, not a curated record. Gene Ontology annotation, molecular function: protein serine/threonine kinase activity; protein binding. Lineage: Eukaryota; Metazoa; Arthropoda; Insecta; Hymenoptera; Athaliidae. The transcript is spliced from 15 exons.